Pocillopora meandrina is the source of this 6600-nucleotide messenger RNA. The record is from the annotation of a GenBank genome assembly. NCBI's taxonomy places the organism in Eukaryota, Metazoa, Cnidaria, Anthozoa, Scleractinia, Pocilloporidae.
GUUGAAUAUUAAGUCGCCAUAUUGUUGGUAGUCAUGGCGUACCAUCCUGUGUCUCUUCGAGGGCUAGCUAUCGCACAUAUGAUAUUUGGCUCUUUAAUGAUAAUACUGGGAAUUGCAUCCCGUAUUGCAGUGGAUCACUGGUGUCCUAAGAUCGGUUAUGGCGUCUGGAUUGGCAUUUGGGUGAGCGUAAAAAAUCUCGUAUACUUCUAACUGCCUCGUCGAAUUAGUUAAUCACGUACUAACUUACAGGUAAAUCAAAAAUAUGCGAAGUAGAGCUUUUGACUGCUCGAUCAGCAGUGUUGCAUGAUGACUACUGCAGUAGAUACAGGAAAAACACAUAUUUCUAGUUUGUCUUGGAUAAAGAUCAGAAGUAAAGGACAGACAAAAUUUUGCAUUGCGGCUUGUUAGUUGCGCACAAUUCGUCUCUAUAGAUACAAUCACUCCCUUGGUGUUAUUUACGCCAUCGUGAAAUUAUCUGAGUGCGCCAAAUUUCUUGAUCUCUUAGUGGCAUUGACGAGCACUUAGAAGGUGAUUUUGUGGAGGGUUUGGAGUAAUUCAUUACUGCGUCAGCAUAACGGAGCGAUCAACUCCUCUGCACGCUAGGUCAUUACCCAGUUUGUUUAUAACAAUAAAAUACCUGAUAUGCAUAUUUGCUAUGCUUAAUCCUGGGAGUAAGAUGCUCACGGGCUGUGGAUUAAAUUACAAAACAUUUGUGCAGAUACCUUUUUUAAUUUUUCAAUCUGAUCAUUUUGGGAGAUGGGUUCCGAAAAAAAUAUUUUACCUUGAUAUGUUACGAUUCACGAAACACAAUUUACAGCCCUUGGUAAGUAUUAUUCUGGUAAAAUUUCCGCACAGCCCCAUACUACAUUAUGCAUUCAGUUCUUAAAUAGAGAAAACAAUGACAAAAACAAUACAUUGCCAUUGGAAAACAGAUUUUUUUUUUACAAUAGUAUGGGGCUGUACAGAAACUUUACCAUUAUUCUAAGCUGAUGGGUUUAUUGAUGACGGAAAAUAACCCACAUUAAAACCAGAAUUACAGAUUUACUGUAGUUAUUUAAGUUCUUGAAAGUUUUAAAAACUGACCAACCUUGCAAUGUGGCAUGACCUAAGAUAUCCUGAGACAAGGUCCAAAAAAUCUCUUUUGAUAUGAAAUCAAACUCGUUUACAUCAGUUGGUUUUUGCAAAGAAAAUCACACGCUUACAGUUUGACCACUGUUUGUGAUAAGAGCUGCCACACUUUUAGUACCUACAUGCCAAGAUGCAACAUUUGGUUUAAUAACAAUCGCAAUAAACCUGCUUAUACAUCCCUCUCACUCCAAGUUCUCAAUAAUUUUUUUUUUACUGUUUGCCUUACAAUUCUUGAGAUGGUAGUUUGGAGGAUUUGGUAUUGGAUCAACUAGCAAACCCCUGAUUGAUAUUUUUUUCUAUUCUCAUCACUUGUCUGCUUGAUAUUCUGUCUUACUUAGUCAGUCAUGGGAAUUUUGAAAUGGUAAAAGUUUUGAAAAUUACUGUAAUCUGCAAUUUGGCAGUUGCUUCAUGGCUUCUCUACAAAAUUGAAUUUCACAAAAGCCAAAAAUUUCAUGGUUUUCUUAAUGGCAGUAUCAUGGAAGGUAAUUACUGUAAAUAAUAAAACAGUAUAGGUGAAGAAUAACUUCAGUAUUAAGCCUCAAAGAUGGAUUUAUACAGGUUCUCAGACAACAGUAGAACCCUGAUAAUUGAAGCUUCCAAGGGAAAUGAAAAUUAGUUUGAAUUAAUUUUUUUUGGGUCCUUAAUUUUUUCAACUGCUUAAGUAGCAUUCGUUACCGUGAAGAUCGCCUUCAUAUUAAUUUCUUUAACUGAAGUUCCCAUAAAUGACUUUCGUAUACGCACAGUCUGAGAAGUUUAGUCAGUGUUAGUUAUGACCAACACUUAAAAGUUUAUCAAUCAACGUUUUUACUUAAAGUUUACAAAAAUAGAGUAAAUUUAAGCCAAGUAAAAGUAAUAUUAGUUCAAGUCUGUUAACUGAGUUGGAGUUAGCUGAUAAUAAAUUACUCAUUAUAUCCAUACACUUUGCUACAUCCUCCUGAAUAAAAGCAAACUUGAAAAGCACAUGAAUUCACCGCUGUUAAAAAAAAAUGGGGGUUCUUCUUCUUUAUGAUGGUUACUAUACAUGUUUUGAUUUUGUGUGUGUGUGUGUGUGUGUGUGUGUGUGUGUGUGUGUGUGUGUGUGUGUAGAGAAUAAUUAAUUGAAAUACUUUUAAUUUAUCAGUAUAGUCAAAUUUUUAUCCUUUCUUUUGCAGGUUCUUCUCACAGGAAUCUUUGGAUACAUUGGUGCAAAAGAUGAUUCAACUCCUAACAGGUGUUUGGUGAGUUUAAAGCUGCAUACACCCCUGUGCUUGUAAAUCUAGAAUGCUUGAUAAUGCAAAUGGUUUAAAUAUUGAUGAAGCAAUGUACUUAUCUAGCAGAACAUUACUAGCAUACAGACUGUGACCAAAAAAAAAUUUUAAAUUAUUGAAACCAAAUGAAUACAAACAAUAAUUAUCUCGACAUUUAGAACAUGGAAAAAAAAAAAUGAAGAAAAUUGAUGACAGAAAAUAAAUAGCAUACAGACUGUGAGGCUUUCUCACUUAAAAAAAAAUUUUAGGAUAAUUAUUAGAGAAACCAAAUAGCAGAAACACAGCUAAUACUUAGAGAGAAGAAAUUCCUUAAGCUUUCUUUUUUAAAAGAAGCGGAGGAGGGGAAAUUAUGUCAGAAUUUAAGAAUUAUAAAAGUUUGGAUGAAAGUAAAUUGGUUUGGGUGCGGAAGGGUAGUAUUAUAAUUCUGGAUUUGAUUGGGGUUCUUGAAUUUGUACCUAAUUGAAACGAAUGGAUAUCAUGAAAUUUUAAGAGUUUAAGUUCCUUUAACACACUGGGAAUUAGAAGAAGAUGAGUGGUUUGGGUGCUGGUCUUGUAAUCUGGUGAUCCUGGGGUUUGCCUUGUUACACACGAGAUUUGUUUUCAAUUUUUUUGUGGUUCCUUGGCUGCAAUUUGUUUAAGUUAUAUCCAACUGGUCUGCCUCCUGCCAGUUGGGGUUCUUAACUACUUUAAGCGUUAAUUCAAACAGCUGUUGUCUGAGCAAACUGCAUCUGAAACAAUCCUUAGUUUGGUUGGAAAGCAAACAGUGGAAGGACAUUUAUUUAAACUUUUAACUCCCAGAAGUGAUUAACAUAAAACUUCUUCCUACAAUAUCCACACAUUCUUCAGCAAACAGGUGAUGAGAAUAUUCAAACUUAUCAGGUAGAAGCUGCCAUCUUGAUCUAGCACCAAUUUCUCGUAACUAAUUUACAAUGAAAUGUGUAGCAGCUACAGGGGAAAAUUAACAAUCAGAUCUUGGGAGUUUAUUAGGGUUAUUAAUUGAAUCAACUCUCUUUAGGAGAAAGCCUGAGGCCCACUUUUUUGGGUAAAACUGUGGUUUGGUUUAAUAACCAGCACUACAUGUAUGUUUGUGUUUAUCAGUAAUUAAUAUCAUAAUGUUUAUUUCCAACUUGUUUGAAUUCAUUAUUAUUUAAUUAUUUUAUAAAUACAUUUAGACUUGUGAAUUAUAUUACCUAAUAACUAUAAUAAUUAUUAUUAUCAUUAUUAUUUACUUAUUUAUUAAUAUCUUGACAACAACAGAUAUUGAGUUUCUUGAAUUAAUGUAACCUUGGUUUUUUUUUUGGCCAUUUUGUGCAGAUUGGCACUUACAUGGGAUUUGCCAUCACAGUUUGUGUUCUAACUGUGUUCAUGUUCAUCACCUACUGUAUUGCUCUGGUUGACUAUUCUCAUAUCAGUAGCUGCAAGAGAUACCAUUACAGUUACUUCAAAGUCUAUUGUUACUCCGUAAGUAAGAGGCAUAUGGCUGCUGUUGGAACUGGGUUAGGCUCCUGCCUUCUUAUAUGCGCUGUCGUUCAGUUUAUGUUGUCUCUUACUGCAUCAAUCUACUGCUGUGGUGCUGUUUGUUGCAACACCCCAAGAGGAGUGGUUCGUAUUAUCAGUAGACACUUUGUAUUCAUGAAUUUGCAUGGUAGAAUCUUUUGCUAGAUAUGCAUGUACCACAGUUUGAUCAUGAACUCUUUAACUCCCAUGAGUGACCAAGAUAGAAUUUCUCCUUACAAUAUAAAUGUAGUAUCAAGCAGACAAGUGAUGAGAAUAAGGAAAAAAGGAUCAAUUAAGGGAUUAUUUUUGAUCCAAUACCAAAUUUCCAAAAGUAACAUCAUGAGAAUUGUAUGACAAACAGUGAGGAGAAUUUCUAAUAAGAUCUGGGAUUGAGAGGGUUAAGAAGGCACAGAAAGUUAGAUGAUCAUUCGACCAGUGGUUGUGUCAGAGGCAUAAAUGCAUGGAGCAACUGGUACCCAUUUAUACUCCUUGGUACAGGAGAGAGACCAUGUCAGAGGAGUGUCAUGUCCCAGAACACAACUCAGUGACCUAGCUUAUAUCAACCACAGCUUAAAAGAACAUGAAGAUCUCUAUCAUUGGAGUUCCAGCUUACGUAUCUCUCACAAUUUAUUUUUUACUCACUGCACUUAGCAUAGUACUCAGCAACUAUGUUUAAAAACCUCUGUUUUGGCUUUCAGUUACAGCUUAACUUGAAAAUAAGCAGGAUGGUUUCUUUUCAGUUAUUACUAAAUAGUCAGCAGGGUCCACACUUCAGGACUAACACCAAAAUAUUUUUCUAUACUGCCAGACUAAACUCAAUGAAUGAAUGUUUUAAAUUCAAUGAUGGUUGUAUUGAUUGAGAGAUUGAUAUUAUGAGGAGGAGUUUUGGGACUGAAAGAGUUGAUUUUUACUUCUGGUUGUUAGACGGUAACCAAUCAACAAGUGACAUACAUUCAGCCUGGGCGGCCUGCAUUUACAGGACCACAGGGAGGUAUGGUUAUCAUUCAGCCAACUGGUGGAGUUACAACUACAACACCAGUUUACCCAGCAGUAGCCCAGCCUCAAGUUUACGUUCAACAGCAAGUUCAUGUGAGUUCUAUUUUGAAAAAAAGAUUGUGGUCUCAAAUAAGGAUGAAUGCACUUGUAUUGAAGUGUUAUUGUUUGUCUUGUGGCAUAGUCACUUUCAAGUUUGCAGUGUUGAAACUCAUUAAGCUAAAAUUGUCGAAAAUGUAUAUUAAAUGAGAAAGAUGGUAAGUUUUGGGCUGGGUAAAAAAAAAAGAUGUUUUUUUGGUCUUGUCACGAUUGUGGGACAAAGAAAAACAUUUUUUUUUUUACUUGAUUUUGUUUUGUAAUUGUGUAUUUUUGUUUGUUUGUUUGUUAAUUUUCAUUUGUUCUUGUUUACUUUUGUCUGCUUCUGUUCACAUCUGUUUCUUUCUUUCUUUCUUUGUUCUUCUUACCAUAAAAAAACUCAAACAAGUUUAUAGUCUAUCAAAAACAAGUUAAUGCUACUCCUCCCAGGCUGGGAUGCCAGUCCGUUACAUGGUAGUGGUUGUUUAGGCCUAAACCAAAUAGAUCUGUCCUGUUCAUAUAGAAUACUUCAUGGAAAGUCUGUCUGUAUAGUUUUUAUGCACCAGCUGGUAGUAACGGAAAUUGAACUUCCUUUUUUUCAUACAUUUGGAAAGUGCACAAUUUAAUUACCUAAAUACAGGGCUCAUUAGUCAAUACAGUCAAAUAUUUUUGUUAAUCCAGCACUCUGCAAAAUUUUCCACACAACAGCUUCUUUGUCUUUCAUUUUCCAGCGAUUUGAUUGGUUACUUUAAACAACCUUUGAAAUCUAAUGGGUGGUUUUGUUUUAAUGUUUCCUUCUCAUCACCUGCCAGAACAUACAAUUUUGAGCAAACCAUGUGCACUUCGUGAAUGAAAUGCACUGCUGAGGGCCAAUCAGAUUGCAGUGAGCUAUUGAUUUAAAAGUGGACGUAAUAUCUAAAAGGUUUUAAUUACCUAAGUCGAGUACAUAACUUUUAGGGCUGUUAAUUUGUGUGCCAUUUAUGAAUCAAAAACCUGACAUUGACACUGAUUUCUAUUUUUUAACUUCAUUACACUCACAGCCUGGGGUGACCAUCCAACAGCCUGGCUACUGGGCUGUUCCCCCUGGGUCCAACCCAGCUGGUACGGUGACUGUGACACACGCAAGUGCUCUUAGUCCACAGAUACAGACUCAAAUACAAUCUCAGGUAUGCAAAAUAAUGAUUGUAGUUGGUGAGCAGGCUGCAUGGACUGAUCUGAAAAGCGUCUUGGAUUAUGUAUAAAAUUUACUACAGUGGAAAGCUUGAUCGUGUGGUCCUGCGAAGUAUUGCUAUCUGUGACAUUUUAUCGUCAACUAAAAUUUAAUUUAUCACCACAUCUGGUUUCAUAUUUGGGAAAGUUGUCUCCUAAAGCGCUCAGAACAUGAGCUUCGGCCAAGAUCUUUCCUUUCUGAAUCCACUAACGUGUUCAAGUGCCUCACGACGGCCCCUUUUCUAAAAACGUCACCUGUAAUUUAAGUUUCUUUUUUUUCUGUCCACAGACGCUAGUUACUGAUGAGAGGCCGCCACCCUAUGCUGCAUAUAUGCAGACGAGCAAUCCUCCACCUUGAGGUGUUUCGCUUGAUGUUACCCCGGGUGGACUGGUUGAUAUUUGAGUCUAUGCGGUGAUGGGGCAUAAUUUAUUUUGAAAGUUUCUGUAAAUA